UGGCUUUGCAGGGCGCCGGAGGCCGGCGGGCGGGCGGCGGCUGAGCGGGCGCUCCGAGAGGCCGACGGAAGGUGAGCGCGGUGGGCUAUGGGAUGGAUGAGGUGGAGCAAGACCAGCAUGAGGCCCGACUCAAGGAGCUGUUCGACAGUUUUGACACGACGGGCACCGGGUCCCUGGGACAGGAGGAGCUCACCGACCUCUGCCACAUGUUGAGCUUGGAGGAGGUGGCCCCGGUGUUGCAGGAGACGCUGCUUCAGGACAACCUCUUGGGCAGGGUACAUUUUGAUCAGUUUAAAGAAGCGCUAAUACUUAUCUUGUCUAGAACGCUGUCAGAUGAAGAACACUUUGAAGAGCCAGACUGCUCCCCAGCAGCUCAGCCCAAAUAUGUCCGCGGUGGGAAGCGGUAUGGACGAAGGUCCCUUCCUGAGUUUCAAGAAUCAGUGGAGGAGUUUGACGAGGUGACAGUGAUUGAGCCGCUGAACGAGGAAGCUCGGCCUUCGCACAUCACAGCCAGCGACUGCAAUGAUCCCUGGAAGCACAGUGAGGAGUACGAAGCAGAAGGCCAAUUACGGUUUUGGAACCCGGAUAACUUGAAUGCCUCUCAAAGUGGGCCUUCCCCGCCCCAAGACUGGCUCGAAGAGAAGCUGCAGGAGGUGUGUGAAGAUCUGGGGGUCACCCGCGACGGCCACCUGAACCGGAAGAAGCUGCUCUCUCUCUGUGAGCAGUACGGUUUACAGAACAUCGAUGGAGAGACGCUGGAGGAUGUCUUCCAUAACCUUGACCCUGAUGGUACCAUGAGUGUGGAAGAGUUUUUCUAUGGCUUGUUCAAGAAUGGAAAGUCCCUCACACCAUCAGUAUCUACUCCGUACAGACAGUUGAAAAGGCACCUCUCCAUGCAGUCUUUUGAUGAGAGUGGACGGCGAACCACAACCCUGUCGGCAAUGACAAGUACCAUUGGCUUUCGGGUGUUUUCCUGCUUGGAUGACGGGAUGGGCUAUGCGUCUGUAGAGAGAAUCCUUGACACCUGGCAGGAAGAAGGCGUUGAGAACAGUCAGGAGAUCCUGAAGGCCUUGGAUUUCAGUCUUGAUGGAAAUGUCAACCUGAUGGAAUUGACCCUGGCUUUUGAAAAUGAACUUUUGGUCACCAAGAACAGCAUUCACCAGGCGGCGCUGGCCAGCUUUAAGGCGGAGAUCCGGCAUUUGCUGGAGCGAGUCGAUCAGGUAGUCAGAGAAAAAGAGAAGCUGCGGUCGGAUCUGGAUAAGGCCGAGAAGCUCAAGUCUCUGAUGGCCAUGGAGGUGGACGAUCACCAUGCGGCCAUCGAGCGGCGCAAUGAGCACAACCUCAGGAAACUGGAUGAGGAGUACAAGGAGCGCACAGCCGCCUUGAAGAAUGAGCUCCGCAAGGAGAGAGAGCAGCUCCUGCAGCAGAUUGGCAAGCAGCGCUUAGACCUCGAACAGGAAAUCGAAAAGGCAAAAGCGGAAGAAAACUACAUCCGGGACCGCCUCGCCCUCUCGCUAAAGGAAAACAGUCGUCUGGAAAAGGAGCUCGUGGAGAACGCAGAGAAACUGGCCGAAUAUGAACAUCUGACAAGCAGACUUCAGAGGAAUUUGGACAGCGUGUUAGCAGAGAAGUUUGGUGACCUUGAUCCCAGCAGUGCUGAAUUCUUUCUGCAAGAAGAGAGGCUGGCGCAGCUGAGGCACGAGUACGAGCAGCAGUGCCGCGUGUUACAAGACCAAGUGGAUGAACUGCAGUCGGAGCUGGAGGAAUACCGUGCACAAGGCAAAGUCUUCAGAGUCCCCGGGAAGAGCUCCCUAUCAGAAGAGCUGGAUGGUACCUGCGGUGGCAUUGAGCCUGACCAGGGGCUUGGUUCCGAAGGGUGCAAUCCCCUGAACAUGAGCAUUGAGGCGGAGCUGGUGAUUGAGCAGAUGAAAGAGCACCACCACCGGGAUUUGUGUCGCCUGAGACUGGAGUUUGAAGAGAAAGUCCGCCAUUAUGAAAACCAGCUAGACGACACCAGGCUCACCUGCGGAAAGGAGCAGGAGCGCAUGAGACAGCAGUAUGAGGGGCAAGUGCACGCCUUGGAAAAGCAGAUCAGUGGCCUUAAAAACGAAAUCACCGGACUUCAGGAACAGGCAGUGGUGCUAAAGGAGGCACAACACGAGGCUACCUGCAGACACCAGGAGGAGAAAAGGCAACUGCGACGGCAGUUCGAUGAAGAACGGACCCAUCUGCAGGAGAAGCUGAGACUGGAACAUGAAGUAGAGCUCCAGGCCAGGCUGGCGCAGGUAGAGGAAAGCUUUGACCGAGAAAGGGAAGGACUCCUUCACGAGGGCGCCUGGGCAGAAGGGAAGGUGAGAGACUUAACUCAGGAACUAGAGCACCUUCACCAGGAGCAGCUGCAGAGCCUGGCGGAGAAGCACGCUCUUGAGAAAGCGCAGCUGCACAAGGAGCUCUUGGAAAAGCACCAACGGGAACUUCAGGAGGGGAGGGAAAAAAUGGAAACUGAGUAUAAUAGAAGAACCUCCCAGAUAGAGGCCCAAUUUCAGGCGGAUUGCCAGAAAGUCACUGAGAGAUACGAAGACGCGCUGCGGAGCCUGGAGGAGGACUGCCGCCAGCAGCUGCAGGAGCUCCUGGAGCAGCAACGGGAAGAGAAAGCCCAGUGGGAGUUUGAGAAGGAUGAGCUGACCCAGGAGUGUGCUGAAGCCCAGGAGAGGCUGAAAGAGACGCUUCAAAGAGAGAAAGCCGUCUCUCUGGUCCUGACCCAGGAGAGAGAGAUGCUGGAGAAAACUUACGAAGACCAUCUGAAUAGUGCGGUUGUCGAGAAAGAGCAGCUCCGCAGAGACCUGGAGGGUCUGAAAAAUGAGUCUGCAAAUGAGCAAAGUCGACUGGCCAACCAGAUACUUGAGUUGAAGAGCAAUCACGAAAGAGAGUUGAAGCGCUGCGCGCAGGCCCUGUGCCAGGCAGGGGCCUCGGAGCAGCAGGAGCCUCUAGAGGUGAAACGAGAGCAGGAGAGACAGGAACUGGUGGUGCAGCUGCUGGCUGCGGAGAAGAUGCACAGAGUGACCCGUGAGAGAGCAGACCAAGAGCGGGCCGAGAUGCACGCAGAAAUCUCCAGGCUGGAGACUGAGCUAAAGGAAGUGCAGCUGGCAGCCUCUCCUCCCUGCAGGCCCGAGAGUGGCUGCCAGGCCACGGGAGGGAGGGAGGCCGACGGAAGCAGCGCCAUGUCCCUGCUGCAGCAAGGGGAGCAGCUGCUGGAAGAGAAUGGAGAUGUCCUCCUGAGCCUGCAGAGGGCUCAUGAGCGAGCAGUGAAGGAGAAUGUGACGAUGGCGGCUGAAAUUUCUCGGUUGCAGAAAAGGCUGCAAAGAUUAGAGCCCGGAUCAGUGAUAUCUUCCUGUUUGGAUGAGUCAAGUACUGAAUUUUUAAGAAAUUCCCUGGGACAAACGGAGCCAUGUGUACUACAAAACAGAAUGAAGCGAAUGGAAGGUGUAACCAAGAGGCGCGUCCUGAGUGACUUGCAAGAUGAUGAGACCCGGGACCUGAGAAGUACAGCCACCAGCUCUCCUCAGAGGUGGGAGGCCAGAAUAGAGUCUGAAGCAUCAAUAGAGAGUUUCUCUGAGCUUGAAAAUAGCGACGAGACCAGGACUCUGUCCUGGGACCUAAAGAUUCAGGUUAGUCAGCUUCGGGAACAGCUAGCAACCUUACGUGCCGACUGUGAGCGAGCUUCUGAAAAAAAACAGGACCUUCUUUUUGAUAUUUCAGUACUCAAAAAGAAACUGAAGACGCUUGAGAGACUCCCAGAGGCUUCUCCCAAGUAUAAGUUGUUCUAUGAAGAAGCGAGUAGGGAAAAUGACUGCCUUCAGGAGGAACUGCGCGCGAUGGAGAGCCACUACGAUGAAGCACUAGACACGAACAAAGACCUUACUUCCGAAGUGUUCCGAUUGCGGGAAGAGCUCAAGAAAGUUGGAGAAGUGACCGAGCCGUUCCUUAGCCUGGAAAAGAGUUAUGAUGAAGUCAAAGGAGAAAACGAGGAGCUGACGGUUCUGGUUUUGAGACUUCAAGGAGAGAUCGAGAAGCUGCAGGGGAGAUCAGUGUUACAGUGUGAUUGCGUUUCCCUAUGGGACGGCCAUUUAAAUCACAUGCAGGUUGAACCUGAUGAAAAGGGAUGUGAAUCGAAUCAGGCACUAGAAGAGCGCAUGUCAAGUUUCAGCAACGUGCAUCGUGUUAAAGAAGGGGCUGCAGGAGAACACCAAUUCCCCGAGCGAGACCACACGCCACUCUUGGGGAAGAAAAGGAAAGCGCAUGCAGUUACUUGGCAAGGAACCGCUCAGACGUAUUCAGAACAGCCAAGGACACAGACCCAGGCUCUCCCGGGGGAAACUCCUGCCCUGGUCGGCCUGCGAGACAAACAGUGUCAGCGCCAAGCCACGAUAGCCGAGUUGGAGCUGGAGAAAGAAAAGCUCCAGGAGCUGACUAGAAAGUUGAGGGAGAGAGUCACGACCUUAGUGAAGCAAAAAGAUGGACCUUCUCCAGGAGAACAGGAGGAAGAGCUGAAGUCAGCGAUGCUUGACUUGCAAAACACAUGCAGCGAAAUGCAGCAAAAAGUUGAACUUCUGAGAUAUGAAUCUGAGAAACUUCAAGAUGAAAAUUCUAUUUUGAGAAAUGAAAUUACCAGUUUAAAUGAAGAAGAUAGUGUUUCGAACCUGAAAUUAGGGGCAUUAAAUGGAUCUCAGGAAGAAAUGUGGAAAAAAAUAGAGGCUGUAAAAAAGGAAAAAGAUAUCGUUCAGAAGAUGGUUGAAAAUUUAAAGAAUCAGAUUUCAGAGUUAAAAGCCAAAAACCAACAGUUGGACUUGGAAAACAUAGCCCUUAGCCAAAAGAACGCUCAGAAUCAGGAAGAGUUGCAAAAACUUCAUCAACGUCUGUCCGAAGUGCUGUGCCAGAAGGAAACGGAGCCGGGAGAUGCUGCGCUGCAGGAAUGGGAGCGAGAAAAGUCUAAUCUGAAAGAAGAGCUGGAACAUUGUCAAGUGCAGUCUUCCACUGCAGUCUCUUCCCUGGAGGCUGAGCUUGCUGAAGUCAAAACACAGGCCCGCGUUGUGGAACAGGAAAACCUCCUCCUCCGAGAUGAACUGGAAAAAAUGAAACAACUGCACAGAUGCCCCGAGCUCUCUGGCUUCCAGCAAAAACUGUCUAGUGUCCUGAGCGACAGUGAAAAACUGCUGGAGGAAAAGGAAGCACUGCGUCAAGAACUGAGUAGCUGCAUUGAUAAGUUGGCAAAAUCAAGUUUCCUGGAGCACAGAAUCACUACUAUGCAGCAGGAGCAGAAGUCGUGGGAGCACCAGAAUGAAAGCCUCAAAGCCCAGCUGGUGGCUUCCCGGGGAAAGGUUCAAAGUUUAGAAGAUACUCUGCAGAAUAUGAAUCUGCAAAUGUCCCGGAUCAACUCUGACCUCCAGGUAACCCAGCAGGAGAAGGAGACCUUGAAGCAAGCAGUGGUGUCUUUACAUAAGCGACUUCAGAAUGCUGGUGACAAGAACAGAGCCCCAGAAAAAGCCACACAGCCAUCCGGGCUCCACAGCCAGCUGAAAAGCCUGUCUUGGGACAAGUUGGAUCAUUUGAUGAAUGAGGAGCAGCAGCCGCUGUCGCAAGAGAAUGAGAGACUGCAGACUGGGGUGCUGAACACCAAAGCAGAACUCACACACUCCCGGGAGAAGGCCAGUCAAGUAAAUUCCCUUGAACAAGAAUUAGAGAAAAUUCAUUUGGAAAAUGAAGGGCUAAAACAGAAGCAAGUCAGAUUGGAUGAGCAACUGAUGGAGCUGCAGCCCCUGAGGUCCACUGGGAUGCUUAGUCCAGCCCCUCCUGCGUGGGGUCUGCAGUGGGUCCAGCAGCAAGCCUGUCCGAUGGUGCCCAGGGAGCAGUUUCUGCAGCUUCAGCACCAGCUGCUUCAGGCAGAGAAGGUCAACCAGCACCUGCAAGAGGAACUUGAAAACAGGACCACGGAAACCAGCACUCCACAGGGAAACCAGGAGCAAGUGGUAACAGUCAUGGAAGAACGAAUGAUGGAAAUUGAACAGAAACUGAAAUUGGUGAAAAGGCUUCUCCAGGAGAAAGUGAAUCAGCUUAAAGAACAACUCUGCAAGAACACUAAUGCAGAUGAGAUGGCGAAGGAUUUGUAUGUUGAAAAUGCCCAGUUGUUGAAAGCCCUGGAAAUGACUGAGCAGCGGCAGAGAACAGCAGAGAAGAAGAAUUGCCUUCUAGAAGAGAAGAUUGCCAGCCUCAGUAAUAUAGUCAGGAACCUGACACCAGCGCCAUGGACUUCUGCACCUCCUCUGAGGUCGUAGCCACGCCAAAGACCACUUGUGCACUUUGUUGAGAUGGACGGAGCUUUCCGUGCAUCCUCACAAGCUCCCUCACUUUUUCAUACCCAACCCCUCAAACCUUUAAUGGCUAAAAGUAAGUCGAACCUAAAACUGCCAGCAAAGGAUUGGCAUCUCUCAAACAUGUUUUGAACAAAUAUUCACUUACAUCUUUGCUUAAAUUGUUCUUAAAAUUUCUAUUUCUUUUAGCAUGCUAAUACCAAGAAGGCAAAUAAAUGAAAACAAUUCAAGAAUCUUAAAACCCUAGUUCUGAAUAAAAGUGUUUUAAAAUGAUUGCUGUGAACACAUCUACAUAUAGGUUCCAGGUAUUUAAGUUUCUAAACCAAUUAGAAACUUUAUUUUGAACUUUAUUUAUUUAAAAACCAAAUUUAGGUGCCCUGAACAUAUAAAUACUGAAACACCAUUUGUAUUUAAUAGUUUAGUUCUUCGACUCCAUCAGUAAACUCUUCAGAAAAGGAAAUGGAGCUAAAGGUCAACCACUGAUGUCAGCAAAAUCUGUGUGUAAUAUAAACUCAGCUUCUCGCUUCAAUGACAGUAUUACUGCUCUGGGGGUGAAACUUUACAGAGGCCAACUGAUUGACUCACCUGAACUGUUAACCAAGGUCAAGGCUUUACUUACUUGGGACAGCCCUUUCACCCAAUUUGGAGUUGCUAUCCAAGGGAUGGUUUACAAAGCCACCGUCUGCAAGCACUUGAGCUGUAGGGAAAACACUACAAAAAACCACUUCGCAGGAAAGCAGCUAUUUUUUGGAGCGAGAUGUGCAAACCAUGUGGGGCUGUUUAUCACUAAGAGUCCAUGAACUUAACCUUUGGGGUUAUCUCAAGAACUCAGGGAACAAUUCUUCAACUGUAUUCCUGAACUACUGUAGGGCCUCUCUAAAUAUAUGAAAUGUACAAACUA
This is a messenger RNA of Echinops telfairi (small Madagascar hedgehog), 7269 nucleotides long. It is a transcript of the gene NIN, whose product is annotated as ninein. The transcript is spliced from 29 exons. The record is from RefSeq and is a predicted model, not a curated record. Gene Ontology annotation, biological process: centrosome localization; centrosome-templated microtubule nucleation; microtubule anchoring at centrosome. Gene Ontology annotation, cellular component: centriole; mitotic spindle pole; ciliary transition fiber. Lineage: Eukaryota; Metazoa; Chordata; Mammalia; Afrosoricida; Tenrecidae. Gene Ontology annotation, molecular function: calcium ion binding. Bases 93 to 6332 code for a protein of 2079 amino acids.